UACGAUCGUUUCGUUGCUCUUAUGGUUUGGGUUUGAAGGAUGAAGCUUAAAAAUGGAUCAAUUUCAGUAGCAAUUUUUUGAGCUGCAUUUUAAUUUUCGGAUAGAACCAUGUGAAUUUGUUGGACAAUAUAUGUUGUAAACUUAAUUGGAAGUCAACAGUUUGCCUCAUUGCCAUUUUGCAUUACUGAAUAUUCAUGAUUAUAUAUCUUGUAUUGGGAUCGAAUUUGGGGGUGGAACAAGAGCAGUAACCGUUUCACUUGCGUAUUCCUUUGUGGAGAAAUAAUUAAAAACUAAUUUUGAGGUGGAUUUAUUUGCUCAGUUCCUUUCUUUCUGUUCUUCCUUUUCAUUUAUUUCCCCAGCCAAGCCUUUCGUAUUGUGAAUCUUUGGACAUAGCAAUAUAUGGAUCUGCACAUUAUUUAUUACCUCCUCUUUGUCCUUCUGUCAACCAAAUAUUGUUGGUUUUUGGGUUCUUUCCAUGAUUCGUCCUGUUAUUUUUUGAAGUUUAUUACUUUCAUAUAACAGGUAUUUACAAUUUCAUGGACAUCUUUUGUUCAGGUUGAUUUCCAGUCAUCUUAUGUUGUCUCUGGGACCUUUUUUAGAAAAAGAAAUAUUUUUAUGUGGAUCUUGGAAGAUCUGAAUUUGUUGUGUGUAAAAUUAUAUGCAUUUUGAGUGAUGGAGGAUUUUUAACUACCCCCUCCUACCACUUAUGUUUUUGUUUUGAGUUUCUUCCUCUUUUUUCUUCUGCCUGCUCUCUUUUUUGUGUUUUCAGGGGAGGCCUAUCAUUCUGUUUCACAUUUGGCACUCUUGAUUUUAAAGGAAUUGGAUCCUUUACUUAAUGAACAUCAUAUUCAAACUGGUUGUGGCUCUGUGUCUGUCAUUGUCUAUGGGGAUUGGGACAAGCCAGCUCUCAUCACUUAUCCAGAUUUAGCACUAAAUCAUAUGUCAUGUUUCCAAGGAUUGUUUUUCUGCCCUGAGGCAGCUUCUUUGUUGCUUCAUAACUUCUGCAUAUAUCAUAUAAGUCCUCCAGGGCAUGAGUUGGGAGCUGCAGCAAUUUGUCCUGAUGAUCCAGUGCCUUCUGCAGAUGACUUAGUUGAUCAAAUUGUUGAGAUUCUCAACUAUUUUGGGCUCGGUGCAGUGAUGUGCAUGGGGGUAACGGCUGGUGCAUAUAUCCUUACUCUAUUUGCAAUGAAGUACAGGGAACGUGUUCUUGGUUUAAUACUUGUAUCUCCUUUGUGCAAAGCGCCUUCUUGGACUGAAUGGUUUUACAACAAGGUCAUAUCGAAUUUGCUAUAUUUCUAUGGCAUGUGUAGUUUGCUGAAGGAGUGUUUGCUCCAGCGGUACUUUAGCAAGGAAGUCCGUGGUAAUGCUGAAAUUCCAGAAUCAGAGAUCGUUCAAGCUUGCAGAAAAUUGCUGGAUGAGAGAAAGAGCACUAAUGUCUUGCGGUUUCUUCAUGCAAUUAAUGGGAGGCCUGACAUUACAAAAGGACUGAAGGGGCUAAGAUGCCGUACACUUAUUUUUGUCGGGGAUAGCUCUCCUUUUCAUUCUGAGGCUCUGUACAUGACCUCAAAACUCGAUAGGAGAUACAGUGCCCUAGUGGAGGUCCAAGCUUGUGGUUCAAUGGUGACAGAGGAACAGCCACAUGCGAUGCUGAUUCCCUUGGAGUACUUUUUCAUGGGGUAUGGGUUGUAUAGGCCGUGCCAGGUCAGCGGGAGCCCUCGGAGUCCGCUCAGCCCGUCAUGCAUUUCGCCACAGCUUCUUUCUCCAGAAAGCAUGGGAUUGAAACUAAAGCCUAUAAAGACAAGGGUUUCUCUACAAGUUUGAUCGGCUGACUUUUGCAAUUUAAAUCCCUUAUUUUGGUUCUUUAAAAGGGUAGAGAAAAGGCUCAAAAGCUGGAGGAUUGUAGAUAUAAAGGGGACUCGGGAAUUAUUGGAAAUAUAUCUGAAUAUAGGGAGACUUGUAUGUUGAUUAAAAAAAAAAACAAAUAGGGAGACUUGUAUGUUUUUUUUUUUGGGGUCCGAAGGUAGACUUGUAUUCAUUCAUUUGUGUUUAGUCAUAAAGGAAUCAUUGAGUUGUCUCUUUAAUUGACCGGCGAACUCAAAAUGUAUACAAGGUGACGAGCAAUCAGUGGCCGCCGAAAGGGUAGAGAGAGGGAGAGAGAGAGAGAGAGAGAGAGAGACAUGCUUUCCAUGAUGCCAUGAUCGGAAUCUCGUCUUUUUAAAUUGAUGCACGGCCACAGCUGUCGCUUUGAUUUCUCA
This is a messenger RNA of Prosopis cineraria, 2255 nucleotides long. RefSeq names its product protein NDL1-like. Bases 940 to 1821 code for a protein of 293 amino acids. The transcript is spliced from 11 exons. The record is from RefSeq and is a predicted model, not a curated record. NCBI's taxonomy places the organism in Eukaryota, Viridiplantae, Streptophyta, Magnoliopsida, Fabales, Fabaceae.